Molecule: messenger RNA, 2114 nt
Organism: Lolium perenne
Lineage: Eukaryota; Viridiplantae; Streptophyta; Magnoliopsida; Poales; Poaceae
Product: IQ domain-containing protein IQM1
Source: RefSeq, a predicted model, not a curated record
UUCCCCUUCCAUUUUUUCCACGUCUCUGGGGGGCAGUCCAACUCCAAGAUUCUAGUACAUAUAAAAGAGGGAGCAGUGACCAUAGCCGUCUCUCACAUUCGAACCCAAUUCCAAAGAUUUCGCUCUGCUCUCGACUCUCGAGACCUCCUUCAGCGCUUCCCACCCCUCCUUGACAGAAGUAUCCAGUUCUAGCCUGGAUUGCCGCCGCCACAUCAGCAGCAGAGGUUCAGUUUAUGGGAUUGUAUCAUCGCGCAUGGUCUGAACUACUUGGUACAGAGAUCUCCAACCCAGGGAUAGACGGAAUCAACAUGGUGAACAAAAUCUCUUCUCCUAGGGAUGAAAAAGAGAAGAACAUCAAAACGAAAGCAAUCUCCAAGGGCAGGCUGAUGCACUCACUGAGCUUCAAAGAAUGGCAAAGAGGACAGAACGCCACAUGUCCAGUGGAGCUUAAGAGCAUGCCGGCUGCGAUAAGCAUUGUCAAUGACCGGAGAAAUUCUGAUCUUUCCAUGGCAUCGACCCCCAAAGUUUCAUCCAGUCCCAAGUGUGAACUUGAUGCCGCAGCUGUGAAGGUUCAGAAAGUUUACAAGAGUUACAGGACCAGGCGAAACCUCGCUGAUUGCGCGGUCGUCGUAGAAGAGCUAUGGUGGAAAGCACUGGACUUUGCAUCACUCAAGCACAGCUCGAUAUCAUUCUUCAACGGCGAAAAGCCCGAAACCGCAGCGUCACGGUGGGCGAGGGCAAGGACAAGGGCUGCUAAGGUUGGCAAGGGGUUAUCGAAGAACGGGAAAGCUCAGAAGCUGGCAUUGCAGCACUGGCUCGAAGCUAUUGAUCCGAGGCAUCGAUAUGGGCACAAUUUGCAUAUCUAUUAUGAUGUAUGGUCCAUGAGUGAGAGUACAGAACCAUUUUUCUAUUGGUUAGACGUUGGGGAGGGCAAAGAAAUAAAUCUUGAGAAGUGCCCCAGGAGUAAACUUCAGAACCAGUGCAUCAAGUACCUUGGGCCACAAGAAAGGCAGCAGUAUGAAGUUGUUGUGAAGAGUGGUAAACUUGUCGUCAAACAAACUGGGGUUCUUGUGCACAGUUCAGAUGACUCCAAGUGGAUUUUCGUCCUCAGCACCACGAAAGCAUUCUAUGUUGGCCAGAAGAAGAAAGGAUCGUUUCAACACUCUAGUUUUCUAGCUGGUGGAGCAAUAACGGCUGCUGGAAGAUUAGUGGUCAAAGACGGAAUUUUAAAGGCAAUAUGGCCAUACAGUGGUCACUACCUUCCAACGGAAGAGAACUUCAGAGACUUCGUCCGCUACCUUCAGGAGAACGGCGUCGACCUCACCGAUGUCAAGAAGGGUGCAAUCGACAAUGAUGACGAGUACCUGAGCAAACUUGACACCGAGCCUGAACAAAAUCGGCACAACAAAGCAGCAGCUGCAACUGCAGCUGCAGUUGCUGAAGAUCUCACCGCGAUGGAGUCUGAAGACGUUCGCACCGGCGACACAGACCACGGAACCACCGACUACGGUGACAUGAGCGAACCCGAGGACAGCGUUGCCACCCCGGCGAACUCGCACGCCACCGACACCGAAGAAGAAGAAGAACUGAACGAUGUUUCAGAGCAGAGCCCGUCGGCAACUGCCGACGGGAGCAAGAACCACCUGACGUGCCGGUGGUCGACGGGCACAGGCCCACGCAUUCGGUGCGUGCGCGACUACCCGCAGGACCUCCAGUCCAGGGCCCUCGAGCACGUCAACCUCUCGCCGAGACUCGCCGGCUCGCCGUCCAGGAAGAGGGACCCCGUCCCCUCGCCGCGCCCCAGCCCGGGGAUGAUACUGUCGCCAAGGCUCUCCUCCGUCGGGUUUCAGCCCCGCACGGUGUCCCUCAAGCUCCCGGACUUCAAGAGGAGCAGAUUGCAGUGAACAUUUUUCGUGCGUUCGCGUAGUAGAUCAAGAAUUCAAAAUAACAAACUGGUCAAUUUUUUAUGGAAGGCCAGUGAUUCUUUGUAGCUAGGUUAGCUGAUUACUUUUGGAGAACAUUAUUGCGUGUUAGCACUAGUCAGCUUAUAGAUACUGUGUAUUCUUUUCUUUUAAAAAAUUGUAUUCUUUUGUUAAGACAUCUCAUUUUUUGUA